ACCAGCUCUAUCUACAUUCGCCAUAAACGCGGUCCCCUGUACCCGUCGGUUCACAUUCGCCAUAAACGCCGCGUCUAGUAGACGCAUUCCUCAAACAGACCAUCCGCAGGCCUGAGUCGCUCCACAACACGCGUUUUGCUCUCAGCGGUCUAUCGUUCUCGCGAUUUUGAUCUUACAGCACGCAUACCCUCCCAGAGUGCUAGAGAACCAGGAAGCAAUUGUUUAUUAGAGAGCCUGAGAAGCAGAGCCAGAGAGGCAGAGAGCAAAGAUCAUUGGCUGAGCCUGUGAGAGUUACUCUAGACCAGCUUGAGCCACCCGAAUGGCGCAGAUCUACAACUUCACGCCAUGGCAGUCGCUGGUGGGCGGCGUGAUUAUCGGCAUCGCCGCCACGUUGCACCUCCUGACGGCGGGCAGAAUCAUGGGCGCGUCGGGCGUCGUUAACGGCGUUAUAACCGGCGUGCCGGAUUGGGCUUGGCGCGCAGUGUUCCUCGCGUCCAUGACGGCCGUCGGAUCGUUCACCAUGCUGAUCGACGGCGAGCACGCGUUCGGGUCCAAGCCCCCGUCAGUGGGGGACGAUCCGGGCCUGGCGCUCAUUCUGCCAAUCGCCGCUGGGCUGCUCUGCGGCUUCGGGUCUCAGCUGGGCAGCGGGUGCACGUCGGGCCAUGGCGUGUGCGGCCUGCCUCGCUUCUCCCUGCGCAGCCUUGUCGCCACGUGCACCUUCAUGGCUACAGGCGCCGCUACAUCCAUGACUGUCGGUGCCAUCGCCACCGGCGCUACAGCCGGCUCCCGGCCCCCCAGCGAGGCCAUUCCACUCACUAACACGUGGCUGCUCGUGCUGGCGGUUUGCGUGGUGGCCGUGGGAGCUAUUAUCGCGUACAGAUGCCCGUUCUGUAACGAGUGUCUGUCUGGUGAUGCGGCUGGUGGUGCUGCUGGGGAGUCUGCACCGCUUUCCAGCGAUCCUGCCAAGCCGGCCUGCUCCAGUGGGGCCUGCUCCCUCUCCUCCGCACCCUCCUCCGCCUCCCCCUCCUCCUGCUUCUCCCUCCUCCAUCCUAUCAACGUGCUCCGGUCGUCUCUCGUCACGGGGGCCAUCUUUGGCAUCGGGCUCGCACUCAGUGGCAUGUGCAACCCCUACAAGGUGAAGGACUUCCUAGACCCAGUGCACGGGUGGGACCCCAGCCUGGCCUUUGUGAUGGGCGGCGCAGUGGCGGUCAACGUGGUCACCUUCCGCUUCGUGCUCGCCCGCCCCAACCCGCUCUUCGACUCCAAGUUCUUUGUCCCCACUCGCAACGACAUCACCUGGGAGCUCGUGGUUGGGUCGGCAAUCUUCGGCAUGGGGUGGGGCCUAGCAGGGUACUGCCCAGCUCCUGCGUUUGUCAGCCUAUCCACUGGAAAUGUGCCGGUGAUUGCGUGGGUGUCUGCCCUAGUUCUAGGAAUGGGCUUGUAUCAGCUGUUUAUGAAGCUACUAAGACGGUGGGCACCGCAGAUCAUUAGUGGAAGCGGCUGCGUGAGAAAUGAAGCCAGUGGGUCGGGCAUUGCUCCAGUUGUUAGCACGCCUCCAACAGCGGAGGGGGAUCAGAAGGAAAUUGUGUAAUACGACGCAAUACGGAAAAUAUAUCGAUAUUAUUGUA
Molecule: messenger RNA, 1628 nt
Organism: Closterium sp. NIES-67
Lineage: Eukaryota; Viridiplantae; Streptophyta; Zygnematophyceae; Desmidiales; Closteriaceae
Source: the annotation of a GenBank genome assembly